Messenger RNA from Aspergillus costaricaensis CBS 115574, 1897 nucleotides. Its product is annotated as transcriptional repressor TCF25 family protein. Gene Ontology annotation, biological process: ribosome-associated ubiquitin-dependent protein catabolic process; rescue of stalled cytosolic ribosome. The transcript has a single exon. The coding region runs from base 329 to 1798 and encodes 489 amino acids. Gene Ontology annotation, molecular function: protein binding. The record is from RefSeq and is a predicted model, not a curated record. Gene Ontology annotation, cellular component: RQC complex. NCBI's taxonomy places the organism in Eukaryota, Fungi, Ascomycota, Eurotiomycetes, Eurotiales, Aspergillaceae.
CUCUGGUGGCUCAGCCGCCGCAGAAGACCGCGAUGCUGGAUUCCCGAAAACACCGGAAGCACUUCUCGCGAUUGAUCCUAGAUGCCUGAAUGCGACGAACGAGAUGCGCAAAUUAUUUGGAAAUGUCGUGCUGGAAAACUUCGAUCAAGAUACUGGAUCAGGUCGCAGGAGAGAUAGAGGCCGGGAGACGCUUGACUUAGGGCAGGCAUUGACAGGUCGGUACAGUCCUGCCAGUAGGGGUCAGAGUCUGGCAGGCGUGACGCAGCGGCGGAAUGUGCUCAUGCAGGGCAGAGAUGAGUGGCCUCGGUCUCCCAGUGGUGGUCUUGGAAUGGAGCUGGUCGAAAAGCUCCAAAAUGGCUCUACUAUGUACAAGAUUGUGCACAAUUCUUCAUACACGGAUGUGCAGAGACAGUUUGAUAUGUGCGUGGAGUCAAUGGAUCCCCAAAGAAUGAUCCACCUCUUACAAUACAAUCCAUACCACAUCUCUACCCUCCUACAGGUGUCUGAAAUAGCAAAGCAUCAGGGUGAUCAUGCGGUCUCGGCUGACCUACUCGAGCGCGCACUAUUCAAUAUCGGUCGUUCAGCCCAUUCGUCUUUCAGCAACCUUGUUAAGCAAGGCCAGGCAAAACUUGACUUUGUGCAUAUGGAAAACCGCGAGCUGUGGCUGGUUGGCUGGAGGUACAUUGCUAACCUGGGUAUGAAGGGUACUUGGCGGACGGCGUAUGAGUGGGCGAAACUACUGUUGAGCCUCAAUGAGACUGACCCAUACUGCAUCCGGCUUCUUAUCGACCACCUGGCCCUGCGAGGCCGAGAAUAUGCCCAUUUCGUGGAUCUGUGCACACAGACGCGUUUGAGCAAGGAGUGGGAGGCUCUUCCCAACAUCCAGUGCUCGCUCGCGCUGGCCUAUCUACGACUUAACAAACCGAAGGAAUGCCGCGAGCAGCUGCGUCGAGCCAUGUCGCGCUACCCGUGGGUGUUCUGCAAGAUGGCGCAAGAGCUUGACAUCCAGCCCAUGCCCAAGAGGAUCUGGGGCAAGAUGCCACCCACGGACGCCCAUGAACUCUUUACCGAACUCUAUAUUAGCCGUGCCAAGGACCUCUGGAACACUCCCGAAGCGGUUUCUCUGAUCGUAGAAGUGGCCGACACGCUUCCUGACGAAGAAGAGCCUGUUGAACCGCCCGAGAUCUCGCUGGAUAUCGCACGCCAUGUCGUACUGUCCGAUAUCCCUCGCGUCACGACGCACCUGCCAAACCGCUUUGUCGCUGGACGCCUCUCCGCGUCCGAUCCCCUUCCCCCGUACGAGUCGGAAGCCUAUCGUCAGCAGUCCGACCCCACGCCAUCCUACUUGUCGCAGGUACCAGAUGUAGGGCGGCCACAAUGGCUGCGAGACCUGCUUGAUCAGCUGAACAACGGUGCUAUCCAUUUCCCUAGGUUCCAGCGUGAUGGAGAGGAAGUACACGAAGAUGACGUUCCAUCGGAGACCGAAGUUGAGGACAACCGUGCGCCGGCCCACCCCAGCGCCGAUCAGCAACCCGUUCUCGAACAGUGGCUGUUGAAUGACGGGAUGCACACGCUGGAAGCGUUUCUUCAGCAGUACGGAGUUGACCGGGGAAACUGGGGCGAGGUGCUCGACUAUUCCCCACUGACGGAGUAUGUGGAUGGCUUGGAAUUGGUUCAGCCAGAGUCGGAGCGCGAGCGCUUGCUGCAUGGACCGAUUCGGGAGGCGAUGGGAGACAUGGUGGUUUCCAUGCUGGAGGACGAGCUCCAGCUGCUUCAGUACGACGAGGAAGAAGCUUGAUACCCAGGGUGAAAUAUCGCGUGUAACCUAUACAACAUUCAGGAAAAGUAUUUGCUGCAUGGGCAUUCAGAUGGGCUGAGUAGACAGGUUAGAAUAUAG